AACUUCCCCGACGGGGGGGGCGAUAGCCAGAAUUGACUUAGCGACUCUCUUUCUCUCGUGUCUUUAAAGUCUAUUUAAUUCUACUGGCGACCUCCAUGAAUACCCAUCCUCGGAUUCUACCCACCCUCUGCAGUCAACGCUACCUCAAAAUCCAAAUCUCUCUCCAUCUGCUCCGGCUAUCGAUCCAAGACUCCAUUUUUCUUCCUGGGUCCUUGCAGUCACUUCGAAAUCUCAAAUGGGUCGGAGGCAGAACGACCCAGAUCCCUCCCGGUACACUUCUCUCUUUCUCGUCUUGGUGGGUCUGAUUUCUUUCGGUUUAGUGUACGCAGUUGUUUCUACACUUGUAAACUCCAAUGGGAGCUCGAAGAAUUCGAGCUUUGAUUCUUUGGAAAUGCUGGGGGAGGGUGGAGGUGUGGAUUUGGAGGGGAAGGAUGGUGAGUGUUGCAGAGGGAUUGAGAAUUUGGAGCUCUGGGGUACUGCGGUGAAGUGGGGGACUGAGCUCAAGUUCAAUUCCUCUGUGGAGUGUUGUAAGGCUUGUAAGGCAAUGUGUAGUGGAAUUGAUGGGCCUUGCUUAUGUGAUUCCUGGGUCUUCUGUGGGAAUAAGGAGACUUGUGGAUCAAAAUUUGGAGAGUGCUGGUUGAAGAAACAAAAGGAUAUUUUGGAUCCUGAUCGGCAAGAAGCAGGCCAAACAGUCAGUUGGACUUCUGGGCUCAUCUUUGGGAAAGGAGAGGGCAUUGUUGAGAUGGAAACGAAGUAUGGUACUCUCCACAUAAAACUUUUCCCAGACUGUUCCCCACAUUCAGUGGACUACAUUCUCAAGUUGUUGGCUUUACGCCAUUGUGCCGGUUGCAAAAUAUAUCGUGCAGAGAAUAGGGGGCAUUCUUGGGAUUCGGAAGGAAACCACAUAAAAAAUACUCCUCUUGGUCCCCCAUUUGCACUGAUUCAAGGAACACUUGAGGCUCAAGGAACAACAUUCAAAAAGAUUCCCACAGAGGCUUGUCCUACCAUAAGUAGAGGUUCAGUUGCAUGGGUCGGUUCUGGCCCAGAGUUCUUUAUAAGCCUAGCAAACCACCCGGAGUGGAAAAAAGCAUACACUGUCUUUGGUUUCAUUCUUCCUGAAGAUAUGGGGAUUGCAGAGAAAAUUGCACAACUCCCAACCAAGUCAGAUGUUUGGAACAAUAUUAACGUCUCCAUCCUUGAAAAACCUGUUCCCUUAAUGUUCCGAAGACUGAGAAAAAGCAAUGGAGAUCUUAAAACAGAUGUGAAAUCAGAGUGAAGUGGUAUUUGUUUCUUCUGUGCGUAUGGCAUUUUUACAUUUUCACCAUUUUGUUCAUUUCCGCUGUUUCAUUGCCAAUGUGACUAGUAUGGAUGCCCAGGCUGUACUACCUUUCCGCCCUGAUCAUCAUAUAGCAUAAUUAUUACCGGAGCUAUCACUUAGAUUUUAACUCUCAAAUUUUGAUUCCAAGGAAGAACAUUUGUAAACUUUCUCUUUUGUUCUCUUUUACAGUUGAAAAGUUGCGAUUGUUAUGGACACCAUUUAUUUACUGUGACAUGUUUUCCAGACAAACUUCAUGUACGCAUGCUAAAUUGUUCCUGAGGUGAGUGUCUAUCAUUUUUAAAUAAUCAAAGCUUAAGCAU
Molecule: messenger RNA, 1638 nt
Organism: Rubroshorea leprosula
Lineage: Eukaryota; Viridiplantae; Streptophyta; Magnoliopsida; Malvales; Dipterocarpaceae
Source: the annotation of a GenBank genome assembly